AUGCCGCCCAGCAAAGCGGGCGCGGGAAGCAAGCAAUCGUCUUUGCUCGGCUUCUUCUCCAAAGUGCCAGCCACACAAUCACCAUCGGCCAAAGCGUCAUCCACUCAGGCAAAGCCACAACAACAGAAAAGCGCGGCGAAGGAAGCACCGACAGUGGCCAAAGCUGCCAAAGCUGUCAAGGCUCAGCCGCUCGAGACGCCUCCACCGAGCGAGUCGAGAUCCAGCGCUCGCGGCUCUCGAUCCGCACACGAUGAUGCGCCCGACAGCGCCUCCACUCGACCACCCUCUUCUUCCCCCACAUAUCACCGCUCCAGCUCUCUCACCACCGACAGCCUUCUCCCCGCCACACAAACUGCUCCCAUCGCAAGCUCCUCUUCCGAUUCUGGAGACCUGACUCCUCCACCAAGCAGUGACGCGGACGACAUGGACGUCGACGAAGAAGAAGACACCGAGCAGCCGCUUUUCCGUCGACGUGCUGCCGCCAAACGUCCCAAGACGUACGCCGAGUCCGACUCGGAAGGUGGCGCCGCAGUGGACAGCGAUAGCGAGGACGAUCUGCCAAAAUCCUCCAAGGGCCGAAGGAGUGGCCCCGCCAAACGAGCUCGCAAGUCGCGCGACGAAGACGACUUUAUCGUGCCAGACCACCAUGAUGAUGACGAUGAGGAGCUGCCCUUGGAUGCAGCCAACGCUUCAGACGAGAGCGACCAUUCCGCUGCGGAGGAAGACAGCGAUGAAGACGUCUUUGGCAAGUCAUCAUCGAAACGCGGCGGUUCCAACGCGACCAAGAAGAAAGCUCGCGUGUCUUCCCCUCCUGCGCCCUCAUUUUCACGUGCAGCAGGGUCGAACUCGGGUCUGAACGCCUUCAAGAUGGGCAGCAAUGCCGCCGGUGCUUCCUCGCCCAACUCCUUGCUGCAGAGCGCUGCCAGGAAUGGCGCCGCCUCGUCAGCGUCGCUCUCGCAUCUCACCAAAGCCGAGCGUCGCGUCAUCGAAGAGAAGCGCAAAAAGGCAGAGAACGAACAGGCCUAUAGCUUCUUGCUCGACCUUCGCGACAAGGACGGCAACCGUCCCGGAGAUGCUGAGUACGACUCACGCACCGUCUACAUUCCCAAGUCGGCCUGGAAGGACUUCACACCUUUCGAGAAGCAGUUUUGGGAGAUCAAGCAGAACCAUUGGGACACGGUGCUCUUCUUUCAGAAGGGCAAAUUCUACGAGCUCUACGAAGAGGAUGCGCUGAUCGGUCACCGCGAGUUCGACCUCAAACUCACCGACAGGGUCAAGAUGAAGAUGGUCGGCGUACCUGAAGCCUCGUUCGACAUCUUUGCCGCCAAAUUCCUCGCUUUGGGAUACAAGGUCGGCCGCGUCGAUCAGACCGAGACUGCUGUGGCCAAGGGCAUGCGCGUCGGUGAGCGCUCGCGUGGCGGCGGCUCCGAGAUCGUCAAUCGCGAGCUCCGACACGUGCUCACCAGUGGCACCAUCGUCGACGCUUCCUCGCUGCCCGACGACCUCAACAGCUACUGCGUCUCGAUCAAAGAGUCUGCCGAAGCCGGCCGCAACGGUCCCAUCUUUGGCGUGUGCACCCUCGACGCAGCCACGGCCGAGUUCAAUCUGACCGAGUUCGAGGACGACGAGUCGCGCACUAGACUCGAGACCUUGCUUCGAUCGCUGCGACUCAAGGAGGUGUUGCAUGAAAAGGCAGGACUGACUGCGCCCACAAUGCGCGUCCUGCGCGGUACCGUACCCACCACAGCGCAGAUCACCAUGCUCAAGCCGGGCGUCGAGUUCUUGGAACACGACACGACCCUGCGCAAGCUCAACGCUCUCUUCAAUCCCGAAGUGGAUGCAGAAGCUCGGCUGGAAUCGCUCGAUCCGGUGGACCCGUCGCUGCUUCCGGACGGCAUCGCUUCCAUGGUCGAUCGACCUUGCGCCAUGUCCGCGCUCGGUGGCAUGCUGGUCUACCUUGCCCAACUCAACCUCGACCGCGACCUGUGCUCCAGCCGCAACUUCAACAUCUUUGACCCUCUGCGUCAGGACAAGUGUCUCGUACUCGAUGCACAGUCCCUCACCCAUCUCAACGUCCUGCAGAACGACGAGGGCACCGACGAGGGCACGCUCCACCGCCUGCUCAAUCGCGCCGUGACUCCCUUCGGAAAGCGUCUCUUCAAGAUCUGGCUCGUCGCACCGCUUGCCACGGCAGACGCUAUUCGAGCCCGCCAAGAUGCGGUCGAGGAUCUCCUCAAGAAUCCCUGCUUCGGCGAUGAAUUCGAGACCUUUGGCAAAUCGCUACCGGACAUCGAGCGUAUCGUGCCACGAGUGCGCGCGGGCAAUUGCCGACCUCGCGAUUUCACUGCCGUGCUCAAGGCGCUGGUCCGCUUCGAGAAGGCAGUCAAAGAGCUUCGAGCCCAAUGCGAAGGCUUCGAGACCAACGUCAUCGUCGAUCUUCUGCAGUCGAUCCCGCCCGUUUCAACAAUGGCCCGCGAGCUGCAGUCGAGCUUCAAAAUCACCGAGGACGGCUCCUUCACUCCGAUCGAGGGCGCCUUCGAGCCUUACGAUCGGGCCGAGACCGGCAUCGCCGAGGUGGAAGCACAACUCGAGCACGAGAUCGAGUCGUACCGCAAGCAGCUCAAGCUCAACUCGUCCAAGUGUGCCUGGAAGCAUCUCGGCACCAAGGACAUUUUCCAGAUCGAGGUGCCCACAGCGACCAAGGUGCCCAGCAACUGGACCAAGCUCAGUGGCACCAAGGAUCGCAAUCGCUGGUACUCGCCCAAGGUCCGUGACCUCGUGCAAGAUAUCAAAGAGGCACGCGAGACUCGUCUUGCAGCUCUCAAGCAGUUCCACCAGACGCUGUUCACCGGCUUCUCGGAGCAGAGCGACGUCUUCCUCCAAGCUGUCAAGACUGUCGCCGAGAUCGACUGUCUGCUCUCGCUCGCCAAGGCAUCGUACGCCAUCGGCGAGCCGUCGUGCCGACCUGAGCUGGUGGAUCACGAGACGGCGCUGGUCGAGUUCGAGGAGUUGCGCCACCCAUGCAUCGCCGGCGACAAUGUCGAGUUCAUUCCCAACGACAUCCGCCUCGGUGGCCAGAACGACGAAGUGGUCAUCCUGACAGGUGGUAACAUGGCGGGUAAGAGUACCACCGCGCGCACCAGCGCCACGGGCGUGAUCCUCGCUCAACUGGGCUGCCGAGUGCCAGCGGCCAGCGCACGCCUUUCGCCCGUGGACCGCAUCGCCUCGCGAAUGGGCGCCAACGACCAGAUUUUCCGUAACAACAGUACCUUCAUGGUCGAGAUGCUCGAGGCUUCGCGCAUCAUCAACGAGUGCACGCCCCGCUCGCUGGUCAUUAUGGACGAGUUGGGUCGAGGCACCAGCACUUUUGACGGGCAGGCGAUCGCCUUUGCUGUUCUCCAUCACCUGGUCAGCCGAACGCGAUGCUUGACCUUCUUCCUUACGCACUACACCAAUCUGGCCUACGACUUUGACUCGUACUCGCGGGUCAGCAACAAGCACAUGCAGGUGCUAGUCGACGACGCCAAGCGCGAGGUCAUCUUUACGUACCGUCUUGUGGAUGGCAUCGCCGAGUCUUCUUACGGCACGCAGGUGGCAGCACUGGCCGGUGUACCCUACGAGAUUUGCGACCGCGCUGCAGCCGUCUCGAAGCAAUUCGCCGAAGCGACCAAGGCGAGCCAAGCCGAAAAGAACAAGAGCGCCAUCCCACUUGCGCUGCUCAGCGACUUUGUGCACCUCUUCAAGCUGGCCAAGGAGCCGACGCCCACGUCCAGCGACCGAAAUGCGGAAGCCAAGGCGCUGACUACACUUUCGCAGCUCAACAUCAUUCGCUCUCAAGUAGCUGCUUUGGCCAAUGGAGUCCACGCCGCCAAGUCACUCGUUAGCUCUCCCCCUUCAAAUGCCACAUCUUCCGCUCAAGACACGGAGAUGGUGAUGGACGACGACGAACAGGAAGAGCCCAUCGCUCCCCUUCCCCCGGCAAUCAAGAAGAUCACCACCUACGCAGGACGCAAUCGACGAGCCAUGACAGAGGACUUCACGCCUCGUACACCCUCGAGGCGCGAGGACGAUGACGAGGCGAUGCAAAUGGCGUCGAGCAGUCCGAUCCUGUCAUCCGUGCAUACUCCGCUGUUCCCUUUGAUGCGACAAGCCAAACCGGCGCCGCGCCGAUCACAGCCCAAAACGGCGUCGUCAGCGACAAAGGAGCCCGAACAGCUGAUCCUCGACCUAGGACAACGCAUUCGCAUCCGAUGUACCGAAUGCGACAUGCAGUACGACACGUCUUCCGCGGAAGACUGCUCGCUGCAUGCACGACACCACGAGCGCACGGUCAAAGGCCUAGACUGGAAUGCCAAGUCGCUCACCACGCUAGGCGAGGAGGUGUCGCAACUGUCGUUGCGUCGACGGGCGGCACCGGGCAAGUCGGUGCUGCGCGGUCGGCAGAGUGGUAGCGAGGGCGGCGACGUGCACUCGGUCGCGAUUCGAUGCUACGACAUGUCGACGCUCAAGGAGGCUACUGCGACGAGAAAGAUCAACGAGCUGCUGCAGACGGUGGACGAGGCGUUGGGUGCAGCAGCGGUCGACGUGACCGAGAUCCAGGGAUGCAAGGUGCUGGUGGCCAUCUGCGGUGGUCGAGCGGCAGGAGCUGCCGUAGUCGGACGUGUACCUGCAGGUCAAGCACGCGAGGUCCUCCCAUCGAACAACAACAAGGAAAACGACGGCCUCACAGACGAUCCGACGACAAAGCGCACGGUGUGGAACGACGCCGGCGACGCCAUCUUUGUCUCUGACGCCCUGGCCUCGUCCAAGACCCCACCCGUCGGCGUCUUUAGGAUUCACGUCAUCGCCAGCUGGAGACGCACAGGCAUGGCAAGUGCCUUGUUGGAUGCUGCGGCCAACAACAGCGUCUACGGCUUUGACAUGGAUGGGCUCAUCAAGAUGUACGGGAGCAGAGCCAAGUCCGUCGCUUUCAGUCAGCCUACGGAAGCAGGAAGGAAGCUCGCAGAGGCAUGGAUCAGAAAGGAUUCGGAAGGAUCGGCUCGAUUGAUUGUGUUUGAGGCGUAA
Kalmanozyma brasiliensis GHG001 is the source of this 5064-nucleotide messenger RNA. Its product is annotated as N-acetyltransferase ESCO, zinc-finger. Gene Ontology annotation, cellular component: MutSalpha complex; nucleus. NCBI's taxonomy places the organism in Eukaryota, Fungi, Basidiomycota, Ustilaginomycetes, Ustilaginales. Gene Ontology annotation, biological process: mismatch repair. Bases 1 to 5064 code for a protein of 1687 amino acids. Gene Ontology annotation, molecular function: ATP-dependent DNA damage sensor activity; ATP binding; mismatched DNA binding. The transcript has 3 exons. The record is from RefSeq and is a predicted model, not a curated record.